AUGACCCACCCUCUUCCUCAUUGUGGCGAGGAGAAAGCGGCUUUGCGUAACGCAUCUGCAAAGAUGGUGAAGAUCUUCAUUGGGAAUCUGCCUCAGCAGGCAGAAGUAGACGAAUUAAAGUCUCUGUUUUCUCAGUAUGGAACAGUCACUGAGUGCGCCAUUAUCAAGAACUUUGCAUUCGUCCACAUGGAUGAUCGCAAAAGUGCAACUAAGGCUAUCAAAAACCUUCAUUUGUACAAGUUGCAUGGAACACCCAUAAACGUUGAAGCAAGUCGAGGCAAGAACCAGGGUCCAGUGAAGCUUCACGUUGCCAAUGUGGAGAAAGGAACCGAUGAAGAGCUCAGAGCACUGUUCGAAGAUUAUGGCACCGUUGCAGAGUGUGCCAUAAUCAAGAACUUUGCCUUUGUACACAUGAACAACUCUGAUGAGGCCAUGGAUGCCAUCAAAGGGUUAGACAACACUGAAUUCCAAGGCAAACGAAUUCAUGUGCAGAUUUCAAAGAGCCGACCAAGAGGAGAGGAGGAUGACUACGGUCACCCAGAUGGUGGAUACUGGCCACCCCGUUUCCCUGGUGAACGCCCAGAGCCCCCUGGUUAUCCUAGGGGACGUUACGGGUAUCCCCCUGGCCCCCCUCCACCACCGCCACCACCCCCGCCCAGACGCUCCCCAUACCCAGAUCGUGCUGCUCCAGCAUAUGAGCGCCAACGCGAUGUGGUCGACUAUUAUGAGAAGUACCGUGCUCGUCCUUACGGUGUCGCAUAUGAUGACCGUCGCCCAGGCGGCAUCCCCCCACCCCCUCCGCCCCCAUCUUCCGCCAUAAUGAGAGAUCGAAUGCCUGGCAAUGGCCUUGACCCCUAUGAGCGACGUCCCCUCCCACCCCCGCCAGCUCCAUUCUAUGCACGAGACCGCAGUCCCAUCAGACGCGCUCCUCCUGCCCCUCCAGCACCUGCAGGAAAUGGUUACUCAUACGAGCGUUCUCGUCUCUCCCCUCUCUCCAUGUCUCGGACCCCGAUGUACAGCGUGGCACGGGUCAGAGACCCCUAUGCUGACAGGGUGGCGCCUCCUCCACCACCUGCGCGCUACUCGUAUUAAAGUGCACACCUGUGCUUUUGUAACCCAAGGUGUAAAUUAUUCAACAAGAUCGCCGUCGUCGUCGUUGUCUCCAGGUGCACGUGCCGCGAUACGUCUUUGUCUGCCAGAGCGCGUUGCGUUCGCCUGCGCACCAUAGUGGAAGAGUUCUGUUGCGGACUGCACAUUCUAUAAAACAACCGCUUUUACACGCAUAAAAUCGUCCACUUGCUAAAUUGUCAAUUCUGCUAUUUUUUUGCCUUUGUUUUUAUUGUUUAACUUUUAUAGGUGAGUGCAGCACUAAGCCAGAUUACGUAAAUUAGGUUAAUUUGUUGGUUUAAAGAAUAAAACCAUUUGAGGGUAAGGAUAAGAAUUUCUUCAAAGAACACAUGUAUCACACUGUUUCUUAUCUUUAAAAUCUGGAAUGAGUUUCUCUUUUGUUAUCAAUCUACUGUAAUAUACGCUAUAACAGACUUUUUUUGAUUCAGAACUAAAAAUACAUUUGUGUAAAGCUUUUAUUUUUUUUAUUUUUUCUCCUUUUCCUCCAAUACAUUUGUUAGUGCGGCAUGCAAGUAAGAAUACAAUCUCCGCAGCAAUAAAACAUUUUUCGUUUACUGGCUUAUUGAAGUUGUGCUGUAAGUGUGUAUUUUAAUUGCAGAAUAUCGCAGUUCAAACACUUUGUAUCCUUUUCUUUCAUAGGAACAGUUGAAAGUUUUAAUAAAAAGACUGGAACAUG
Danio aesculapii is the source of this 1804-nucleotide messenger RNA. RefSeq names its product RNA binding motif protein 4.3 (gene rbm4.3). Lineage: Eukaryota; Metazoa; Chordata; Actinopteri; Cypriniformes; Danionidae. Bases 1 to 1092 code for a protein of 363 amino acids. The record is from RefSeq and is a predicted model, not a curated record. The transcript has 4 exons. Gene Ontology annotation, molecular function: mRNA binding. Gene Ontology annotation, cellular component: cytosol.